AUGGCCAAGGAGCGGCGGGUGCGGAUGGUGGCGAAGCAGAUCCAGCGGGAGCUGGCGGACAUGCUGACCCGCGACCCCGUGAUGCAGCGCGCCGUCCUCCCCGAGGCCGCCCUCGGCGCCGACCGCUACCUCUCCUCCCUCACCACCAUCGCCGACGUAGAGCUCUCCAACGACCUGCAGGUGUGUAAGGUGUAUGUGUCCGUGUUUGGGGACGAGAGGGGGAAGAAGGUGGCCAUGGCCGGGCUCAAGGACAAGACCAAGUACGUCAGGAGCCAGAUUGGGAAGCGGAUGAAGCUGCGACUCACGCCCGAGAUACGGUUCAUCGAGGACGAGUCCAUGGAGCGCGGAAGCAGGGAAGAUCUUUGUCUAACCGACUCACCUCUGCAGAUUCUUACUAUACUGGACAAACUAAAGGAGGAAAGGGAGCAGAGAGAUGGUAAUGGUGAAGAAGAGGAUGGAGAAGCUUCAGAUAUGGCAGAAGAAGAAGAUGGUGACUGGGAGGGGGAUGAGCCAGAUGAGGAGGACAUAAUUUAUUUCAACGUCGCGGAGUGCCCGAUAGCGUCCAAGUGUGACGAAGAUGCUUGCAUCAGCCGUCUCAUGGACGAGCUGGAGAAGGAGGCCGAUGACAACGAGAAGCAUGAUAAAAGAGGCGAACGAGCGUGCUCCACUGAAAAGGGCGAAGAAAGGAUGCUCACUGCGAGAUACGCGAGAGAGCGAUGCAGUGGGCCGACCCAUUAUCUAGCAUUCGUAUUUUUCUGUAUUGCUUUUUUUAUUCCGGUUUUGGGAACCUUCUAG
This is a messenger RNA of Triticum turgidum subsp. durum (durum wheat), 795 nucleotides long. Lineage: Eukaryota; Viridiplantae; Streptophyta; Magnoliopsida; Poales; Poaceae. The record is from the annotation of a GenBank genome assembly.